AUGGUGGUAGCAACGACCAUAGCGCUAUACGCGAGUCCACCGAGCACUGUAUGCUCCACAGCUCACCAGAUCAACGCUCAUACCUCCUGCGAUCUCGAUCUGAAUUCCAGAUCCUCAUCGGCAUCUCCUUCGGCGAACUCGCCGGCAAUCGGAGGUCUCUCUUUGCUCUUCUCCGGCGCAUCCGUCAAAUCGUCGUCUUCCUCCUCCUCGCACCCAACCGUAGCAGAGGAAUUAGCUUCCAUACGCCACGAUCGAAGCGAGGAUCGGACCUUAAGCGGCUCAUUUUGCUACUCCCCGAGCAAAUUCAUCGGCUCUUCGUACCUUAAACGAGACCAUCAAAGCCCCGUCUCGGUGUUUCACGGCCCGAUUUCGUCAAGCAGCAGCCCUCCGAGGAGACUUUCACGAGAUCGGAACUUAGACGGGAGUUUCCACGGCGGCGGCGGAUCUGCUCUCCGUGUAGGAUCUAGCAGGUUGUUCAAUGGUUUCGUCAGGAAAGCUGUAGGCUCGUGUGUUGAUUACGAAACAGACUCUGUCCUCGUCGAUGAGCAGCUACCGUUCACCAUGGACGAUGGCUUCGAAGGAGAAAAGAAACAACCUUAUGCUAGAGAUUUGCUUAAACGUGCUCAAUUGCAACACAAAAUCUUCGAAGAUGAAUCUGUGAUCAAAGCGUUUUACGAAGCAGAGAAAGCUCAUAGAGGACAGAUGAGAGCAAAUGGUGAUCCUUACCUGCAACAUUGUGUGGAGACUGCAAUCUUGUUGGCUAACAUUGGAGCUAAUUCAACAGUUGUUAUAGCUGGGAUUCUGCAUGAUACUUUAGACGAUUCGUUUAUGAGCUAUGAUUACAUUCUGAGAACUUUUGGUUCAGGAGUUGCUGAUCUUGUUGAAGGGGUAUCUAAGCUUAGCCAACUAAGUAAACUUGCUCGGGAAAACAACACGGCGUGUAAAACUGUUGAAGCGGAUCGUUUGCACACUAUGUUUCUUGCAAUGGCAGACGCGAGAGCUGUUCUUAUAAAGUUAGCUGAUCGGUUACAUAACAUGAUGACGCUAUACGCUUUGCCUCCGGUUAAGCAGCAGAGGUUUGCUAAAGAGACUCUGGAGAUAUUUGCGCCUCUGGCUAACCGGUUAGGGAUCUCUACCUGGAAAGUUGAGCUUGAGAAUCUGUGUUUCAAGCAUCUUCAUCCUGAUCAGCACCACGAGAUGUCCGCUAUGCUUGAGGACUCGUUUGAUGAAGCGAUGAUCACUUCCGCGAUUGGUAAAAUGGAGCAUGCGCUUAAGAAAGAAGGCAUUUCUUACCAUGUUCUCUCUGGACGACACAAGAGCUUGUAUAGUAUCUACUGCAAGAUGUUGAAGAAAAAGCUAACUGUGGAUGAAAUUCAUGACAUUCAUGGCUUACGUUUGAUUGUUGACAAUGAGAAAGAUUGUUACAAGGCCUUAGGAGUAGUUCACAAGCUAUGGUGUGAAGUUCCUGGAAAGCUGAAAGAUUACAUCACUCAUCCCAAGUUCAACGGGUACCAAUCUUUGCAUACAGUAGUGAUGGGCGAUGGAACCAUUCCGCUGGAAGUUCAAAUACGAACGAAGGAGAUGCAUUUGCAAGCUGAGUUUGGGUUUGCAGCUCACUGGAGAUACAAGGAAGGUGACUGCAAACACUCAUCAUUUGUGCUUCAGAUGGUUGAAUGGGCAAGAUGGGUUGUGACAUGGCACUGCGAAACCAUGAGCAAAGACAGACCAUCGAUCUGCUCUUCCGAGCCCUUGUGCAGCUUCCCAUCUCACGCUGACGACUGUCCGUUUUCUUAUAAACCUAAUGGUAACCAAGAAGGACCCGUCUACGUCAUUGUAAUCGAAAACGACAAGAUGACGGUGCAAGAGUUUCCGGCGAGUUCCACGGUGUCGGACCUGUUAAGCAGAGCAGGACCAGGGAGCCCGAGAUGGUCAAUGUACAGCAUCCCGGCUAAAGAAGAGCUAAGGCCGAGGCUAAACCAGACACCAGUGAGUGAUCUGAAGUGCAAGCUGAAGAUGGGAGAUGUGGUGGAGCUGACUCCAGCCAUUCCUGACAAGUCUCUGACUGAAUACAGAGAGGAGAUUCAGCGGAUGUAUGAUCGAGGGCUCGCGUUCUCGCGUCCUCACCGUGCAGCUACUGGCACCAUGGUUGGCUGGGGAAGCUAA
Messenger RNA from Microthlaspi erraticum, 2163 nucleotides. NCBI's taxonomy places the organism in Eukaryota, Viridiplantae, Streptophyta, Magnoliopsida, Brassicales, Brassicaceae. The record is from the annotation of a GenBank genome assembly.